AUGCCCCCUCUCGCGGCCCUCACAUGGCGCGGCCUCUCUGCCAACCACGCGCUGCCAUGUCUCGGGAACCUGCGCUACUGCAUAGCGCGGCUUCAGCCCCAACCUCGGCCGUUCUUCUGCGCCCCCUCCCUGGCUCGAUCCCUGGCCAUCGAUAGGCCGCGGAGUCGUCGGCACGCCUCCCACACCGACGACCGACGACCCUUGGCCCCUGCCGAGCCGGGGAUUCGAUACACUGAGGUGGACGAGCAUGGAACCAUAACACCAUUCGUCACGUCCACACGGGCCGAGCUCCUGUCAAAAUACGGCCUAGCCCCUCGCGACAUCCGCAAAAUCGACACGUCCAAGCUGUCGCACAUCUUGAUCCGUCCCACCACCGUCCUCCUCCAUCUCUUCGACUUCAAGGUCCUGGUCCAGAGGAAUCGCGUUCUCCUGUUCGAUGAUGGAAAAGCUCCGUCUCCCGAAUGCCCCUCGCAGAUUCUCUCAACCCCGCGCGCCGACCUCCUCCGCGACCUCCAAGACCGGAUCCGCCAGCAACAGCUCGAGGGCCAGGGGUAUGAUGAAUACUACAAGGCUCUGCCGUACGAGUUCCGCGCACUUGAGGCAGUGCUGGGGGCCGUAGUAACGCAGCUGGAACGCGAGCUGGAUGCCAUCCAUGAACCUGCCGCGCGGAUCCUGCGCUCACUCGAGGAGGAUGACGCAUCUGCCGCCGACGAUGGGCUCGUCAUGGACCGCCGUAAGCUACGGGCCCUGCUGGGCCUCUCGGACCGCGUCACGCGCUUCGCGCGGCGGGCUGAGCUGGUGCGCUCCGCGGUCGAGGACGUGCUCGACUACGACGACCGCCUAGCCGCGCUUUAUCUGACAGACCGCGCAGCGGGCCGCGCGCGCCGGGCCGCCCACGACGAUCUCACAGCCAUCGAACUCCUGCUCGACUCAUACUACAAGGCCUACGAUGAGAUUGCGCAGGAGGCGCAGAACCUCGUGUCCAGCAUCCGCAACACCGAAGAGAGCAUCAGCGCCAUCCUAGACGCCAACCGCAACCUGCUUAUGGUCCUGGACCUCAAAUUCCGCAUGGGCACCCUCGGCCUCGCCACCGGAUCCUUUGUCACUGGCUUCUACGCCAUGAAUAUCUUUAGCCAUAUUCGGGAGUUUGACUGGGCCUUUCCCGGCGUCUCUGCCACAUCGGCCGCUCUUGCCGUGGCUAUUGGUUGUUAUGGCCUGCUCGUCUUGCGCAAGUUUCAUCCCAUCGACUCGGGCGCAAUCGAUCUACUCCCGUCCGAUCUUUCCGGCUACGUAUCAGAUUAG
Messenger RNA from Gaeumannomyces tritici R3-111a-1, 1302 nucleotides. Its product is annotated as inner membrane magnesium transporter MRS2. Gene Ontology annotation, molecular function: magnesium ion transmembrane transporter activity. The coding region runs from base 1 to 1302 and encodes 433 amino acids. The transcript is spliced from 2 exons. Gene Ontology annotation, cellular component: mitochondrial inner membrane. Gene Ontology annotation, biological process: mitochondrial magnesium ion transmembrane transport. The record is from RefSeq and is a predicted model, not a curated record. NCBI's taxonomy places the organism in Eukaryota, Fungi, Ascomycota, Sordariomycetes, Magnaporthales, Magnaporthaceae.